Messenger RNA from Cavenderia fasciculata, 2256 nucleotides. RefSeq lists its product as uncharacterized. Gene Ontology annotation, biological process: regulation of actin filament polymerization. The transcript is spliced from 3 exons. The record is from RefSeq and is a predicted model, not a curated record. Lineage: Eukaryota; Evosea; Eumycetozoa; Acytosteliales; Cavenderiaceae. Bases 1 to 2256 code for a protein of 751 amino acids. Gene Ontology annotation, molecular function: protein binding.
AUGGAUCCAUUAGAGGAAUUAAGUAAAUCAUCAAGAAGUGUUAGAGUGUCAAUUCACAACUCAACAUCAAAGAGAUUGAUUUUAAAGUCACAUCCUCUUAUUUCGGGUCAAUGGAAGGUUACUCCACCUGAAACUAUACUCCCUUUGAGUACAAUUGAAUUUGGUACAGAAUCAAGUAAUUUACUUGGAAGUACAGAAGCAGGAUCAAUCUAUCAGAUUGAGGGAUCAUUGGAAGGACAAGGACAAUUUGAAUUCUAUUGGAACAACCCAUACUUUGGAAAGAGAGGAUUCCGUCGUUUAGCAUCACCAGGUUUUGAAUGUGACUACAAGGUGAUUGACACCAAUACAUGUGUACUUCGUUUUACCGUCAAAGAGAUAGACUCUGGAUUCCUCAAAGAGGUGGAGGACUUGGAGGGUGAAAUCAAGACAUUGUCGGGAUUGAUUGUCGAGAGUGACACCGCCUUGAAGGGCAUGACCAAGAUGAUGCAAGUGUAUCAAUCGCAAAACGACACCAAGCAGGUCAAGUUGGUCGAAAACACCGUGCGUGAAAAGACCAAGCAUCUUGAAGACCUGCGUCUCAAGAAGGAGUCGCUGGCCAAGGAGAUAGAGACAAUCAAGCGUCUCGAGAGCGACCCCAAGUUUAUGGAGCAGAACCUCACCAAGAUCCGUGAGGCUAUCGACGGUGCCGUCAAGGCUCGUAAGGGUAUGGAGCAUAUGCGCGAGGUCUAUGACAAGCAAAAGGACAUAAAGUCAAUCGAAGGUCUCGACAAGCAGAUCGAGGUCAAGAAGCGCGAGACUGACGCACUGCGUAAACGCGAGCAAAAGGUCAUCCAAAAGGUGAUCGAGUUGAAAAAGGCAUUGGGUAUUGGUGCGACUGUCAUCCCCAAGAUCCGUCGUGUGCAAGCACUCUACGACUACACCAAAAACAGCGACGAUGAGAUUUCAAUGGCAAUUGGCGACAUGAUCGACGUCAUCAACGACGAGAAUCCCGAGUGGUUGGGUGGACAGCUCAACGGCCAAGUCGGAUUCUUCCCUCGUUCAUUUGUCAAGUUUUUGGAGGACACUACACCCGCACCAACCAACGCUGCUACAGGUGUUGCUGCUGCUGCAUCAGAUUCACAAGCUGCUGCUUCUGCUGCCGGUGCACCCGAUCAAGAAGAUUAUACCAGUCUCUACCCCAAGGCACGUGUCGUAUAUCCACAUAAUGCAACUGACGAGGGUGAGAUUACACUCGUCGUCGGUGACACGAUCACUGUCUACUCGUGGGAAGACGACUACUGGUGGGAGGGUGUAUUGGGAGACAAGUCGGGAUACUUCCCCUCGUCAUGUGUCGACUGGAUUGAACCAGAAGGUGAAAUCACCGUUCAAGACAACUCUUACUCUUAUUAUGAAGAGACUACAUCUUCUGCUGAAGCAAAUCCAGUUCCACCAACUCCAACCACUCCUCAACAACAACAAACAUUACAACCAACAACAACAACAACCACUCCACAACUCAACAAGACUCCAUCUGGAAAUAAAUUGACAACUCAUCUCAAUACCAAUAAUAGUAAUAGCAAUAACAAUUCACAAAACAAUUCACCAUUGUCUAGUUCUCCAAAUACUCCAUCUCCACUUGUCAAGAAACAAGAUGAACCAGUCAAGACUGCAACCCUCCACACUACACCAAAGAGAGAGUUACCAACUACUCCAGCAGUUGUCAAACCAACUCCAACUCCAGUCGUUCAUACUCCAACUCCAACCCCAGUUGUUCAUACCCCAGCACCAGUUGUACCUACCCCAACCCCAGUUGUUCAUACUCCAACACCAACUCCAGUUGUUCAUACCCCAGCACCAGUUGUUCAAACUCCACCUGCUCUACCAAUCAAGAACUCUCAUUUACAUACAUCUACACCAAUCAAUAACAACAACAACAACAACAACAAUAUUUCAUUGGUUGGAGGAUCAUUUGAUAAGAUUCUUAAACCACUUUUAGAAGAACUUUCAAAACAAUUGGUUGAAGCUCAUCAAAAGGAAACUGCACAAUUACAUUCAAGAAUUGCAGAACUUGAAAAAGAAGUACAAUCUUUGAAAAAUAAUUCAACUUCCUCAUCCUCUACAUCAUCAAAUACUACAACUACUGCUACGACCACAUCUAUUCCAUUCUCACAUGUAAAACCACCAUCCGCUUCACCAGGUACUAUUAAACCAGCACCAACUGUUACCUCUGUUGCAUCUGUGGUUUCAAAAGCAACCAUUAUUAGAAAAAGAAUAUAA